Molecule: messenger RNA, 3356 nt
Organism: Sesamum indicum (sesame)
Lineage: Eukaryota; Viridiplantae; Streptophyta; Magnoliopsida; Lamiales; Pedaliaceae
Product: leucine-rich repeat receptor protein kinase HPCA1
Biological process (GO): protein phosphorylation
Molecular function (GO): protein binding; protein kinase activity; ATP binding
Source: RefSeq, a predicted model, not a curated record
AUCUGUGUCUGGUUAGGCAUAGGGGUGAACUACCACAAGGACAUUUGUCCUAAGCUUCUUUUCUCUCUUCAAGAAACUUUAGAUUUCUUCAUCAGUUUUAAAAUGUCUAUGGAGAAUAUGAUAAGUCUCUUGGAAAUGAGUUCUAGAGUUCUGGUCUUCCUCCUGCUUGUUUCCACUCGGAUUCUGGCUAUAUUUGCAGUCACAUAUAGUGGUGAUCUUGCUGCUCUAAUUGCUCUCAAAGCUACCUGGAAAAACCUGCCGCCAAACUGGGUGGGUGGUGACCCUUGUGGCAGCAAGUGGGAUGGUAUUAAUUGCACAGAUACACGUGUGACAUCUUUAAUGUUGGCAGGCACGGGCUUGGAAGGUAGCGAGUUCAGUGAUAUUUCAUCAUUGACUGGAUUACAGUUUUUGGAUCUUUCCAAUAACAUUGGUCUGAAAGGGGUUCUUCCAUCUUCUAUAGGGAACUUGAAGAACCUUACGGUUUUGAUUUUGAUCGGCUGCAGCUUUUUCGGUCCUAUUCCCGAUUCAAUAGGAUCUCUCCAGCAGCUUGUAUACAUAUCUUUAAACUCUAAUAGCUUUAGUGGGUCAAUUCCACCUUCCAUUGGCAAUUUAUCUCAGCUGUCUUGGCUGGAUCUUAGUAUGAACAAGCUUAAUGGCACAAUCCCUGUCUCUACUGAAACUGCACCUGGUCUGGAUCUGCUACUUCGAGCUAGACACUUCCAUUUCUCAAAUAAUCAGCUUUCUGGCUCGAUCCCUGAUCAACUAUUCAGUUCAAAUAUGAACCUGGUACACGUGAUAUUUGACAACAACAAACUUACAGGGAACUUACCCUUUUCUCUCGGAUAUGUUCAGACAUUGUUGGUCGUACGCUUUGACUGGAAUUCUCUUGAUGGACCUAUCCCUCCAAAUCUCAGUAACCUUACAAGUCUAAAUGAGCUGUACUUGUCCAAUAACAAUUUCAAUGGAAAUAUUCCCAACCUCACAGGCAUGCACUCCCUAUACUACGUGGACAUGAGCAAUAAUAGUUUCAAAGCAUCAGGAGUUCCGAAAUGGUUCUCAAGCCUCCAGUCUUUGACAACAUUAAUAAUGGGCAAUACAAGACUUCAAGGACAAAUUCCAGUUGACAUCUUCAGACUUCCUCAAUUGGAGACUGUGGUGCUCAGCAACAACAAUUUAAGUGGAAUCUUGGAUAUUGGUAAUAGCUACAGCAGUAACUUGACAGUUGAUUUGCAGAAUAAUUCCAUCACUGACUUUCAGCAAAAAUCAGAUUACAACUUGCAGCUAACACUUGUUCAAAACCCUGUUUGCAACACAAACGGAGCAAAUGCAAAAUUUUGUUCUGUUCAGAGGCGUAGCAACGAUCUUUUGCCAUCAAAUAGAUGUGGAGUAAUGUCCUGCGGUUCACAUGAAAUAUUGAGUCCUAAUUGCCAGUGCUCACAUCCAUACACUGGAACUCUGCACUUCUAUUCUUUUUCCUUCACGGAUAUGCAAAAUUUAACAUAUUACCGCAUCCUUAGUAGGUCUCUGAUGACUGCUUUUCGCUCCAGUGGGAUUCCAGUUGAUUCAGUCAACCUUAGUAGUCCAAUGAUAGACAUUUACCUACAGUUCCAACUGCAAAUAUUUCCUUCUGGCGAAGAUUCAUUCAAUCGGACAUCAAUUUCUGAUAUGGGCUUCCUACUCAACCGCCAACCCUUUGAGAUCCAAUAUUUUGGACCAUUUUUCUUCAUUGAUGAACAAUAUUGUUGUCUCCCAGGAUCAAAAAAGCCAUCCCAUGUUGGCAUUAUUGUUGGAGUAGCAGUUGGUGGUUCGAUUCUUGUGCUCCUUAUAGUCUUGGCUGGAAUUUAUGCUCUUCGUCAGAGGAAAAAGGCGAGAAGAGCUAUGGAAAUGAGCAAUCCAUUUGCUUCCUGGAACCCUGAAAAAGGGAGCGGUUCCGUCCCGCAGCUUCAGGGAGCAAAAUGGUUCUCCUUUGAAGAUCUGAAGAAAUGCACCAACAACUUUUCAGAAUCAAAUUGCAUUGGUUCUGGAGGAUAUGGAAAGGUUUAUAAGGGAACUGUUGCUUCUACACAAGUAGUAGCUAUAAAGCGAGCUCAACAAGGAUCAAUGCAGGGAGCGACUGAGUUCAAAACAGAGAUUGAGCUUUUGUCAAGGAUUCAUCAUAAGAAUGUCGUCAGCCUUGUGGGAUUCUGUUACGAGCUGGGGGAACAAAUGUUGGUCUAUGAGUAUAUAUCUAAUGGUACACUUAGGGAUUGUCUCUCAGGGAAGUCAGGAUUCUGGUUGGACUGGAAUAAAAGACUGAAAGUAGCCCUUGAUGCUGCCAGAGGUCUGUCGUAUUUGCAUGAACUUACCGAUCCUCCCAUCAUACACAGGGAUGUCAAAUCAACCAACAUCUUGCUGGACAAUAAUCUAAAUGCAAAAGUUGCUGAUUUUGGCCUGUCAAAACUCUUGGGUGAUACUGGCAAGGGUUACGUUACAACGCAAGUCAAAGGGACACUGGGAUACAUGGAUCCUGAAUACUACAUGACUCAACAGUUAACUGAGAAAAGUGAUGUAUAUAGCUUUGGAGUCGUACUACUAGAACUGAUGACUGCUAAAGCCCCGAUACAGCACGGAAAACACAUCGUAAGAUUAGUUCAGGAGGCAAUGGGAAAUACGAAAGAGGCUCAAAAUUUUGACCAGAUCAUUGAUCCAACCUUGGAGUCAGGAUCAAAGCUUGUCGGCCUGGGGAAGUUUGUUCACCUGGCAAUGAGCUGCGUGAGAGAAUCGGCUGCUGACAGACCAAAGAUGGGCGAGGUCGUGAGAGAGAUAGAGAACAUCAUAGAGUUGGUUGCUCUUGACAGAAAAACAGAGAAGAGGUUUGAUUCAUCCAGCUUUGAUGAAACAAUCGACGAGAGUCCGCUCCAUUCUUACGCCGCUGAGGGGUUUGAUGUAAGCUAUGGUUCGUUCCCUUUCCGUUUACAGCAUCAGUGAGGGAGUCCGACGCUCUAUUCACAGUCAGAGCAAUUGUUUCCGUCCACAGAACAGCCCGUUAAAAGAGGACGGAAGAUUGUCAGUUUCUUGAUCCUCUGUUUCUUAACAGGCCAGUAGGCUGUUUCAUUUGUUGAUCAUAGAAAGUGCAUGCAUACAUUAGGUAAAGAAUGUGAGUAAAUACUGUAAUGCUGUUGGCUGUGUCAAUUCAAUACAACUUCUUUAUUUUUUUCGAAAACAAACAAACAAUACUCAUAAUUCCCGUUUGGUUUCGUGUGAUUAGGCAUAAUAAGAUUACUUAUUAUACAUAAUCACCUUUUAUUGUAUAUCAAUACCAGUCUCAAUCCUGAUUUACGGGAUAGUAUAUCCCACUUCUUGGUGGGACAUUUUUC